Molecule: messenger RNA, 2553 nt
Organism: Neurospora hispaniola
Lineage: Eukaryota; Fungi; Ascomycota; Sordariomycetes; Sordariales; Sordariaceae
Product: regulator of chromosome condensation 1/beta-lactamase-inhibitor protein II
Exons: 2
Coding region: 283-2136 (617 amino acids)
Cellular component (GO): cytoplasm
Molecular function (GO): guanyl-nucleotide exchange factor activity
Source: RefSeq, a predicted model, not a curated record
CCGCCAUUCCGCUUCCGUUUAUUUUCCGCACCCCCCCGUCAAUAACAAUCCCAACCUUUGCCCAAUUGCGACAGGGUAACCCUCACAACAUCAACCCACUCUUGCGCACCUGGACCUCUUUUCGCUAUCGCACAAAAUUAACAACGCGUCUUUGCAAACAAUUCAGCUUGCAACAUCCUCGAUAUCACCAAUUGUCCCCAUUCCAGCUCUCAGUACUGCUUGGAAUCAUCCUCGAAAAAGAACCCAACCACCAAAAAUCUCCUGACAGACUCACUUCACAUCAUGCCUCCCAAGAGAGCCGCCGCGACGCAGACCGCGAAGGAGAACGCGCCUGCCGCCAAAACAGCAACCAAGAAGACGAAGACCACUACUACUGUCACCAAGAAGACGACCGCGAAGGUUGCUAAGAAGGACGAGGAGGAGCCCAAGGCCGCGCCCAAAGCCGCCGCCACCAAGAAGACUGCUGCGCCCAAGGCUGCCGCGAAGAAGGCCGCUGCUCCCAAGAAGACUGCUGCUCCCAAGGCUGCCGCGAAGAAGGCUCCUGCGCCCAAAAAGGCUGCUGGCCCUAAGAAGACUGCUGCAGUUAAGAAGGCUGCCGCCGCCAAGGAGGAUUCUGAUAAGGAAAACAGCGUCGCCGGCGCCAAGCGCAAGCGCGAGGAGGACGAGGAGGAAGAGGAGCAAGAGGAGCUUGCCGAUGAGAAGCAGGUCAACGGCACUCGCCCCAUGGUUAAGAGAGCCAAGACCGACGAAGAUGAAGCCGCGAAGCCCGCGCCCAAGAAGGCCAAGGCCGCCCCGAAGCCCAAGCCCGAACCCAAGAAGAAGCCUUUGGGCAAGGUGAUCAACGAGGCGCCCACCAAAGUGAUGGACAUCUUUGUCUUUGGUGAAGGCACCUCGGGAGAGCUCGGUCUCGGCAGCCUGAAGUACGACGGAAAGAAGCCCAUUGACGUCAAGCGUCCGCGCAUCAACCACAACCUUAGCGGCAUCGUUCAGGUCGCUUGCGGCGGCAUGCACGUCGCUGCGCUCACCAAGGACAACAAGAUCCUCACUUGGGGCGUCAACGACCAGGGCGCUCUCGGCCGCGAUACGACUUGGGACGGUGGUCUGCGCGACGCCGAUGCGGAAUCUGACUCCGAGGAUGAGGACGACACUGGUCUCAACCCCAAGGAGAGCACGCCUGGCGAGAUUGACACCACGGACGUUCCCGAGGGUACCGUCUGGGUUCAAGUUGUCGCCAGCGACAGCGCUACCUUUGCCUUGACCGCUACUGGUCAAGUUUACGGAUGGGGUACUUUCAGGUCAAACGAAGGCAUUCUCGGCUUCACCAGAAAUGUGCUGAUUCAGAAGACGCCUGCCCUCAUCACCCAACUCAGCAAGAUCAAGCAGCUCGCCGUCGGCUCCAACCACGUUCUCGCCCUCGACGAGAAGAACAAGGUCUUCGCCUGGGGCGCCGGCCAGCAAGCCCAACUUGCGCGCCGCCUGCUCGAGCGCGACGAGAACGGCGCCCUUUUCCCCGCCAGCAUCGGCACGCUUCCCGGACGCGCCAAGGCUGCCAAACUCGCCUGCGGCUCAUAUCACUGCUUCAUCAUCGACACCAAGGGCCGGGUGAUUGGCUGGGGUCUCAACAACUACGCGGAGCUGGGCAUCGAGGCCGAGGCCGGCACCGAUGGCGGCUUCAUCCUCAAGCCGCAGCUGGUGGAUUCGCUCAAGGAGCACAGCAUUGUCGACAUUGCCGGUGGCGAGCACCACUCGCUCGCGACCAACGACAAGGGCGAGCUGCUGACGUGGGGCCGCAUCGAUGGGCACCAAGUCGGCCACCCGUCGGGUUCGUUUACUGAGGAGAACACCAUCUUCGACGAGAAGGACAAGCCCAGAAUCUUGGUCCAGCCUGCCGUCGUGCCAGGUAUCGAGGGCAAGAUUGUCCAUGUUGCCGCCGGCACCGAUCACAGCUUCGCCAUCACCGAGGACGGCAAGGUCUACUCGUGGGGCUUCUCGGCCAACUACCAGACCGGCCAGGGAACGACGGACGAUAUCGAGACGCCUACGCUGAUCGACAACUCGGCGAUUCGCGAUCGCAAGAUCAUCUUUGCUGGCGCUGGUGGUCAGUACUCUAUUCUUGGCGCUGAGCCCAAGAAAUGAGGGGGAAAAAAAAAAAAAAGAGUCAAGGAUAACGCCAGACAGACGAUGAACACGUGAAGGAAUGGGUUGAGUUGGGAAGUGUAAGGAGACACCAGACAAAGAGAGCGAAAAGCUUGAAAGAGGUGGGAAGAAAGAAACGACGUUUUGUCUUGCUGAGCAACAAUGGUCCCAGUCACGGACAGAAUAUUUUGUUCAUUUUUUUUUUUCACAACCGUUCGGUUUCACUGGUCACUGGCUUUGGCACUGGCCUUGGUUCAAGGUCUUCUGGUCUGGUCACAAACUCAUCAAAAAGCAAGCGGUCCGGAGCAAUUUGUUGGUCGUUGUUUGGUUUGCCUGUGUGGCAAGGAGAGAUUAGGGGUGUGUUGGUGUUCAGUUGCUAUUAUAAACUGCUCAAGGGCGUUCCGGUGUGGGAGGGAG